This is a messenger RNA of Nanorana parkeri, 1032 nucleotides long. Its product is annotated as prostaglandin-E(2) 9-reductase-like. Bases 58 to 1032 code for a protein of 324 amino acids. The record is from RefSeq and is a predicted model, not a curated record. Gene Ontology annotation, molecular function: steroid dehydrogenase activity; aldose reductase (NADPH) activity; ketosteroid monooxygenase activity. Lineage: Eukaryota; Metazoa; Chordata; Amphibia; Anura; Dicroglossidae. The transcript has 9 exons. Gene Ontology annotation, cellular component: cytosol. Gene Ontology annotation, biological process: steroid metabolic process.
CACACUGCCAAAGACCUGCCUGUCUUCUGACCAGUCGGGGGAUGAAACAGAGGCGGCAUGGACCUUCACUCGGAAUCCGUUGUGAUCCUGAACAAUGGAAAUAAAAUGCCAGUGAUUGGACUUGGUACCUAUGCUCCGCAAAAGUUUCCUAAGAGCCAGGCAGAGGAAGCCACCAAAGUGGCCAUUGAGGUUGGGUACCGCCAUAUUGAUAGUGCUUAUAUUUAUGGAAAUGAAGUGGAAGUUGGCUGUGCAAUCCGUGAGAAGAUUGUAGAUGGGACCGUAAGGAGAGAAGAUCUGUUCUUUACUGGGAAGCUCUGGAGCACAUUUCACACCCCAGAACAUGUCCAGCCCACUCUGGAGAGGUCACUUAAGCAACUGCAGCUGGAUUACAUGGACCUGUUCAUUAUCCACAUGCCUCUGGAAAUGAAGCCAGGAGACGACCCCUUUCCUGUAGAUGAAAAUGGACAAAUAAUUUUCCACAAUACAGAUUUACGAGAUACAUGGGAGGCUAUGGAGAAGUGUUUGGAUGCAGGUCUAGUGAGGUCUAUCGGAGUCUCCAAUUUUAACCGCAGACAGCUUGAACUGAUUCUCAACAAAACAGGACUCAAGUACAGACCAGUGUGCAACCAGGUGGAAUGUCACAUCUACCUGAACCAGAGAAAGCUUUUGGAAUUCUGCAAAUCGCAGGACAUUGUUCUGGUUGGGUACAGCGUGCUGGGGUCCAGCAGAGACGAGAGAUGGAUUGAUCAGAAUGCUCCAGUUGUCUUAGAGGAUCCAGUUUUGUUGGCCAUAGCCAGGAAACACAACAAGUCACCCGCUCAGGUCGCAUUAAGGUUCCUUCUGCAGCUCGGAGUUGUUGUCCUGGCAAAAAGCUUUAACCCCAUAAGGAUCAAAGAAAACUUUCAGGUGUUUGACUUUGAUUUGCCUUCAGAAGAUAUGAAGGAACUUGAAGCUCUUGACAGAAAUUAUCGUUAUGUGGAGGCUAAGCAGUGGAUCAACCAUCCUGAGUUUCCCUUCGGUGAUGAAUAUUGA